Ipomoea triloba (trilobed morning glory) is the source of this 2594-nucleotide messenger RNA. RefSeq lists its product as uncharacterized. NCBI's taxonomy places the organism in Eukaryota, Viridiplantae, Streptophyta, Magnoliopsida, Solanales, Convolvulaceae. Bases 176 to 2434 code for a protein of 752 amino acids. The transcript is spliced from 7 exons. Gene Ontology annotation, molecular function: lipid binding. Gene Ontology annotation, cellular component: endoplasmic reticulum. The record is from RefSeq and is a predicted model, not a curated record.
UCCCAAGUAAGAGACAGUUGGUUUACCGGAUGCUUCAUUUGUUCACCAGCUGGUGUGAAACUCAGCAGUUGAAUGCUUGAAUGAGAUACUGUUGUCGAAACGAUUAUCGGCUGGUAAAAUUCAUGUAGUGUUUGCAAAUGGGUUCUGAUAAUUUGUAACGGCGGGAGUAGAAAGGAUGUGGCAAUUCGUGCUUGUAUUUAUUCUUGGGGCGCUGACGGUCGUCGGAGUUGAAGCUGCGGCGGCCGUCUUUCUUAUACGGUGGUUGAGUCGAAGACUUUCCCGAGAAGUAGAUAAAGCCAAGGUCUCCGCAGAACUAUCUUCCCCGCCGGACCUCGAUCCCUCUUACUACAACAAGCAGGGCAUAGUGUGGAUUCUAGAUUUAGAAAAGAUUCCAAGAGCUCCUGUGGACAAAGCGUUGGGACAGAAAAAAAGCAAGAAAGACGUCUUGGAGGUUUCACCUAUCCAAAAAUAUGCAAAAAUAAAGGACCAUUCUCUCUUCCUAUUAGAAUCUGAUGGUUCCAACACAGAAAUUCAACUUAGGGGUUGUACAAUUGCAGCUGUUUCUGCAACAGUCUUGUCGUCAAGAAAAUGGGCAAAAAGGUACCCGAUAAAGGUAGAAAGCAAAUCAUCAGCAAUAUACAAAGGAAGCAGAACAUUUUUCAUAUAUCUUGAAACAUCUUGGGAUAAGGAAUCCUGGUGUAAAGCUCUACGCCUUGCUGCCUGUGAGGACAAAGAGAAACUUAAGUGGUUUGCCAAAUUGAACAUAGAGUUUCAUAAUUACUUGACAUCACUGAAUGCAGUGUACCCUUCAUUUAUGAAACCAUUGUCACGCAUUAAUAAUGAACUUAUAGAUAAAUCAAUGAAGUUUGAUGGCUCUUCAUCAAGGGUUCGACUAUUCCUUAAGAGACUUGCUAAGAAAACUUCUAAGACCGGUGUAGAAAAUAAGGCAAACUGUGUUUCAAACUCUAGCCAAGGAGCAUCAACUGGCAAGCCUCUUGAUUGUUUGACUGAGGAAAUUGUGGUCCAUUCAUCACUGUCAAUGCCAGCUAGAUCAUCAAGCCAGAGUCAUGUGCCUGUAAUUUCUGAAGCAGACCCUGACGAUAGGAUCUGUAAUGAUGAAGGAACUCUUUGUUGGAAUUUGUUAUUAUCAAGGCUCUUCUUUGAUGCUAAACAAAAUGAGGGAAUAAGAACUUCCAUGCAAGCUCGGAUUCAGAGAACCCUAUCCAAUAUACGAAGUCCCAGUUACAUAGGUGAAAUCACCUGCACUGCUGUCAACCUUGGUAAUCUCCCUCCUUAUAUUCAUGGAAUGAGGGUUCUUCCAUCAGACAUGAAUGAGGUUUGGAUAAUGGAAAUUGAUCUCGAGUAUUCUGGUGGUGCAAUCUUGGAGGUUGAAACAAGGAUUGAAGUUCAAGAUCUAGAUUUACAGGAAGGACAAGGUACAAGCACAGAAACAAGUGAUGUGGAUGAGGUCAAAUCAGAUCUGCUAGAAGGUUUUGAGCACCUUGAAAAACACUUGAAAUUGUCCGAGACAAUUGAUCACUUGAAUCAUAGAGAUGGAGAUUGCAGAGGAGAUGAGGCCAAAAGUACUGGAAGUACGACAAGUGCAUCGCCUCAAGUUUCUAGAUGGAAAGCUAUCUUACAUUCUAUUGCCAAGCAGGUUUCACAGGUUCCACUUUCUUUGGGGAUAAGGGUUGCAUCUCUUCGAGGAACAAUUCGCCUAUUCAUAAAGUCCCCGCCAUCAGAUCAAAUAUGGUUUGGCUUCACCUCCAUGCCAGACCUUGAUUUUCAAUUGGAGUCAUCUGUUGGAGAGCAUAGGAUUACAAGCGGACAUAUAGCUUUGUUCCUAAUUAGUCGGUUUAAGACUGCAAUCCGUGAAACUUUGGUACUACCAAACUGUGAAAGUGUAAACCUGGCUUGGAUGCUAGCAGAAAAGGAAGACUGGGUCCCUAGCAAAGUUGCUCCAUUCAUAUGGAUUAGUAAUCAAGAAGUGCCAAGAACUGAGCAAGAGGAAGCUAAACAUUUGGAUGAAGCUAAUAGAGAAACUGGCAGCAGCGAUCAAGAGGGAAUACAGGAAGGAUCGAACAAGACUGGAUCACCUUUACAACAACCACCAAAUGAUUCUUUGGACCCACCUUCAUCAUCUGCUCCUAAAGACCAGUCAACGAUUAACAGUACUGUGAAAGAAUUGCAAGCCCCUUUGUUGACUUGUGAAGAACAGCAGGAGUGUCAACGCAGCAGCUCAGAGAAGCUGGAAUGUUACUCACCAUCUCGACCACUGGAGGAACAUCAUAUUGCAGAACCAAAACGAAUGGGAUCGACCAGAGCAAAGAUGCUUGGGCUGAGCAAAAAAAUGGGGGAAAAGCUUGAAGAGAAGCGACGUCAUAUUGAAGAAAAGGGAAGGCACAUUGUUGAAAAGAUGAGAGGACAACAGUAAACGAAAGAAAAUACAAAAAGUGGAAGGAAGCCCCUUGUAUGUUAUGAGAGCGCUAACACAUCUGAUCCGAUAUUUGAUAGGUAAAUUGAGUUGUAAUGUUGCAGGAAAUGAUGAUUUAUAUCAACUUAAUAAAUUUCUUUGAUUUAGAGUGCUUGGUUCA